Molecule: messenger RNA, 816 nt
Organism: Didymella exigua CBS 183.55
Lineage: Eukaryota; Fungi; Ascomycota; Dothideomycetes; Pleosporales; Didymellaceae
Product: N-acetyltransferase complex ARD1 subunit
Exons: 3
Coding region: 130-765 (211 amino acids)
Biological process (GO): N-terminal peptidyl-glutamic acid acetylation
Cellular component (GO): NatA complex
Molecular function (GO): protein N-terminal-serine acetyltransferase activity; protein-N-terminal-glutamate acetyltransferase activity
Source: RefSeq, a predicted model, not a curated record
CCUAACCCAAUCGUCACACCACCAAACGCGAAUCAGAUCGCCAAGGGAACGAAACACCGUCCCCUUACCCCAAACACAGAAAACAAAACAGAAAGAAAAGAGAAGAGAAAGAAAAGGAGAUUUGCGAAAAUGGACAUCCGCCUCCUGCGCCCCAGCGACAUCCCCCACGUCCAGCUCGCCAACAUUACGAAUCUGCCCGAGAACUACUUUUGCAAGUACUACCUCUACCAUGCCAUGAGCUGGCCGCAGUUGAGCUACGUGGCUGUCGAUGUCUCGCGCCCGCAAAAGUCGCCCUACGACCCGCCCAAGAUCGUCGGCUACGUGCUCGCCAAAAUGGAAGAAGAGCCUGCCGACGGCGUGCCCCACGGCCACAUCACCUCGCUGUCCGUCAUGCGCACCCACCGCCGUCUGGGACUGGCCGAGAAGCUGAUGCGCCAGAGCCAACGCGCAAUGGCCGAGACAUUCGAUGCAUCCUACGUCUCGCUGCACGUGCGCAAAUCCAACACGGCAGCGCUGCAUCUCUACCGCGAAACACUCGGGUUCAGCGUCGAAAAGGUCGAGGCAAAGUACUACGCCGACGGCGAGGACGCGUACAGCAUGCGCAUGGAUCUGUCGCAGGUGCCGCGGGACAGCGUCGCGGAGAGCGAGGGCGCGGAUGAGGGCGAGGCCGUGGGGAGCGAGAGGGUGCAGAAGGUCGCUAUUGGACGGCAGAGGGGGGUUGCAGAUCUGGUUGAGGUGGUGGGGGGGAGGGAAGUUGCCGCCUAGUCGAAUGGAUGCGCUUGAACCGUUUAGUAUGCAGCGCAAUGGAAUUGCAGA